This is a messenger RNA of Indicator indicator, 2722 nucleotides long. It is a transcript of the gene UBAP1, whose product is annotated as ubiquitin associated protein 1. Gene Ontology annotation, cellular component: ESCRT I complex. Bases 102 to 1664 code for a protein of 520 amino acids. NCBI's taxonomy places the organism in Eukaryota, Metazoa, Chordata, Aves, Piciformes, Indicatoridae. Gene Ontology annotation, molecular function: DNA binding; ubiquitin binding. The transcript has 8 exons. The record is from RefSeq and is a predicted model, not a curated record. Gene Ontology annotation, biological process: regulation of DNA-templated transcription; ubiquitin-dependent protein catabolic process via the multivesicular body sorting pathway.
UGGUAACGCGGGGCAGGUUUCGUAGGGGCAGGUCGUGAGCAGUGGCACGGGAACAGCCGAAGACGUUAGCCGGGGGUCGCCAGGCGCCACGCAGGUUCUAAAUGGCUUCUAAGAAGUUGGGAUCUGACUCCCAUGGGCCUUUCAGUUAUCUUGAUGAUGUCCCAUUUAAGAUAGGAGACAAAUUCAAAACCCCAGCAAAGGUUGGAUUACCCAUUGGUUUCUACCUGCCUGAUUCUUCUCAACUUGUCCAAGAAGCCCAGUAUGACUUCUCACUGGAAAAGAAAACAAUUGAGUGGGCUGAAGAUAUCAAAAAAAUUCAAGCUGCCCAGAGAGAAGCUGAACGCAAGGCAGAAGAAGCACUAGCAAACUCAAAGGCAGCUCCAGAGGACAGCAACAAAGUGGGAUUCUCAGAGGCACCUUGCCCUGAGGCUAUGCCUCCUCCUAUUAACCCCAUCCUUGCUAGCUUGCAGCACAAUAGUAUUCUUACUCCCACGCCUGCCAACAGCAGCUCUGUGAAGCAAAAGGUUCUCAGUCCACCUCGUCCAAAAGCAGACUUCAACCCAGCUGAUUUUGAAUGUGAAGAAGAUCCAUUUGACAAUCUGGAAUUAAAAACUAUUGAUGAUAAGGAGGAAUUAAAAAAUAUUCUUGAAAUCCAUGUUGGUACUACUGGGCCAAUUGUUGCCCAGCUGUUAGAUAAUACUUUGCCCAAAGGAGGGUCUGAGUCUGUGUUGCAAGAGCAGGAAGUUCUGGCAUCCAUAGAAAGGGCUACACUGGACUUCAAGCCCCUUCACAAACCCAAUGGCUUCAUCACUUUACCACAGCUGGGAAACUGCGAAAAGAUGUCCUUGUCUUCCAAAGUGUCCCUGUCCCCUAUCACUUCGGUGAGCAAUAUCAAAUCCCUUUCCUUUCCUAAACUUGACUCCGAUGAGUGUGAUCAAAAGUCAUCAAAGCUCACGAGCACUUUCCACAGCACUACCUGUCUCCGCAAUGGCACUUUGCUUAGCUCUUUGCAGACCUGUGCUCGGAGUAAGGCUAGUGAACUGAAUGGACACCAUACAGUUGGUCUUUCCACUCUAAAUGAGGACAGUGACAUGGAGACAUCAACAACAUCCACUUCAUCCAGGCUGCCUUCCCUGGCUGUGUCGACAGUUUGUACAGAAGAAUCAUCUCAAAGCACAGUGACUAUGGUACACCCAGACUACAAGGAAACAGAAAUCCCUGUGGUAACACACCAAAGUUUCCCUGUGUCUAAAGUGCCCAAUAACACCAGCUGCACAAAGCAGUCAGGUGGACCUCCUCCUGAGCUACAGCAGACUCUCUCUGCUAGUGAGAGGCAGUGCAUAGAGACAGUCGUCAACAUGGGGUACUCACCUGAAAACGUCCUGAAAGCCAUGAAGAAGAAGGGACAGAACAUAGACCAGGUUUUGGAUUACCUGUUUGCACAUGGACAGCUUUGUGAGAAGGGUUUUGAUCCACUUCUUGUUGAAGCAGCUUUGGAAAUGCACCAGUGUUCAGAGGACAAGAUCACAGAACUUCUCCAACUAAUGAGUCAAUUUAAAGAAAUGGGGUUUGAACUAAAAGACAUUAAGGAGGUCUUACUAUUACAUAACAACGACCAACACAAUGCUUUGGAAGAUUUAAUGGCUCGUGCAGGGACCAGCUGAAAACACAUUCCUGGAUUCUUGGCGUGCAAUGGAGCAGGACCAGCCCCGCCACCUUCACAUGCAGUGUGACUUGCUCUCAGCAGGAAGGAGCUCUAUAUGUACAUGGCAGAGUGACUGAGCAAGCCUGUCUGUGUGCAUCACUCCAGCGUUUCUCUUUCCACUGGGAGCCGAAUUUCUUUCUUAAAUUUUUUAAGUGUCCUUUCCUAAGUUUCCUUUUUCCAGCUUGGCCACAGAGAGUUUAGACUGCCCAACCUCUAUUGUAAAUGUACAUAGGUAGAGACAGGAAUGGUUUCCCCCCAUCACUGUUGCACUGGAGUUGGACAGAAGGAUAUUAAGUUGGUUCUGAAACUAGGAUACUUUUAUUCUUUGAAGCUGCUUUCAUGGUGUCUGCUUGUACUGAAUUACUUGACUGUGUCACAGUCCAGAUUAACUGGUUAAAUUCGACCUUUAGUGCAAUGGAGUUUUAUUUUUUGGUUGAAAGUUAGUCUGUAACUUAGUAAAACACUGGUUCAGGAACUGUUGCUAUGCAUAAGAAAGAAGACGUUCCUCUUGUAUUUUCUUUUUUUUUUUUUUAACCCAUGCAUCCAACAAUUCUGACAGACAUGAGCAUCCAAUGCUGAGUGGUGUGUAAGUUUUCUUGAAAUAGGUAAGCUGUGAAUUCUACCUGGACCUGCAGCUUGUGUUGGUUCUUGAACCUGAAGGCAGAGAGCUGGGGCUUGGUAUUCUUAAUUCCCCCAGGCUUGUAGGAUAUUUAAGAUAAUGCCCUGCUAGGAAAUCAGUUAGCUUUUUGGUUUAAAUAAUACUCAGUGUUACGCAGGAGGUUUCUUUCAAGCACUUUCUUUAAGACAAAUAUACUCACUGCAUUAGUUCCAUUUUUCACAGUGCUGUAGAAUUACAUAAUAACAUCUAGUACUAGAAACCAGGAUUUGGGUUGGUUUUCAUAGUUCCAAGUAUUAUGUUGUACAUUGUUCAAGUUCUGAAUGCAUAAAAUAUCAUCAGUCUUGAGGAAUCUUUGAAGUAAUUUGCUAAAUAUUUUGAUUCUGCAAAAGAACAACUAA